UAAUACACUUAAUAAAGAAAACGUUGCCAAUCAAAAUAUAUUACAAAAGUCGUGUUUAGAUAGGUUGUUGUGAACGUGACGUGAGACGAAAAUCCGACGGCUACAUUGCCUCGUAUCUUUUAUUGCAACAGUGGUUUACAUAACGUGAUCGUGAUGACAUCUCUGGUGGUGACGGCGACUACUUCGGCGGAGGCGGCAGAGUCAUCGACUGCGAGUACGACGGAGACGGUUGUGGCAGCGGCGGCAUCAACAGCAGAGGUAAUCGAGGUGCCGCGGUCGGUUGUGUCGGUGGCUUCCACUUUGCCACAGGAGCCCGAGACCACCGAGAUCGUGGCCAUCUCCCUGAAGAUCCGUCGGGCCCUGGAUUGUCCAAUAUGUCUAACCACGAUGUCCAUCAUGUCGUGUUUCUGCCCUAAUGGGCACGCCAUCUGCCAGUCGUGCAUGCUGACCCUAUUGAACACCAGCACUACUCACGCCCUGUGCCCGCUGUGCCGGACGUCGAUGGUGCAGUCCGAGAGCAUGUCAGCCAUGGUCAUUAAACUGGCCGAGACGACCUCGGCGGUGAAGGUGGCGUGCUCAAACUGGUCGUUCGGAUGCCCCGAUCUGGUUCCUGUUCGAUACGUUAACGAACACGAAUCCGUGUGUCGGUACGUGCCAGAUGUGCCGUGUCUGGUACAUGUGUGUCAGUGGGUCGGCAUGUACGAACAGCUAUACGAACACGUGUCCAACAUGCACCCUGGUGUCACCGUUGAGUCUUCGACAAACCAGCUGAACGUGACCGACCUCCAUACAAUUACGAGGAAUCAGCGCCGGACGUACCUGGUCCGUUCGGCGUACGGCAUGAUGUGGGUACUGGUGUCGCGGGGGACGCGGUCGCGAAUCCAGACGGGGCUGUUCAUGGUGGAUAGCGCUCGGGACGGCCAGCACCUCAACCAACAUAGAUUUAACCCAAAACCACCGGAAUUCUUGUACCGGGUCACGUGGUUCGACGGCAACGACCGGUCCCGGACUAAGAGCAGGACGAAGCAGAUCUUCUGGAGUACGGCCCUGAAGGAGAUCGCGGUCUUUCCCAACGCGUACUCCAUGUUCCGGUUCAGGUCCGGUCGCAUGGAGAUCAGUUGGUUCCGUCGAUACGAUAGAAACAGCCAGGUCCGAAACCAUCCCUCCCAGACUUGAACCGCAUGCAUCAAAAGUCAUGGCGACGAUGUAAUUAACAAUAAUUCGACCACCGAAAUCAGUCUAUGAGUGUGUGUGUGUGUGUGUGCGUGCCAUAAUUGUAUUCAAUAUCAAUCGUCGUUGACAUCAAAAGCACACCGUCGCGGGUCGACUCCUCAACAUUCAAUACGAGAUCGUGUGUGCGUGGGAUUUUGAAUAAUUAUUUGUUUUUAAGUAAUUUGUUUUUAACUGAUCAAUAAAUGAACGUUAUAUUUUAACGAAAUAUAUGGGUGGUAGUGUAUAUAUGCUCACAUUUGAUUUCUUGUUAAGCCACUACGUUUAUAAUUAUUAAAUUUGUGUCUGAUUAAUUUUUCGGUAGAGUUGUUACGACGUCAAAAUUCUCUAUUACACUUAUUAUUACGAAUCCAUUUUACUUGAAUAAUAAUAUAAGUACAACACAACUAUUUAUUCCCUCAACACUGUUCAGUGGCGUAGGAAGACUCAUUAACACCUCUGGCAAACUUGGAAAUGCGCCUUUCUAAAGA
Messenger RNA from Acyrthosiphon pisum (pea aphid), 1700 nucleotides. Its product is annotated as E3 ubiquitin-protein ligase SINA-like 7. The record is from RefSeq and is a predicted model, not a curated record. NCBI's taxonomy places the organism in Eukaryota, Metazoa, Arthropoda, Insecta, Hemiptera, Aphididae. Gene Ontology annotation, cellular component: cytoplasm. Bases 154 to 1176 code for a protein of 340 amino acids. The transcript is spliced from 3 exons. Gene Ontology annotation, molecular function: zinc ion binding; ubiquitin protein ligase activity.